CCGGAAGUGACGCGCGUGGCCCGGGAGCUGCAGACGCGGAGGCCGACGGAGCCGGAGUCGCGGACGCCGCGGGGUCUCCGGGACAGGAGCCCCCAGUGCUGUGUCCAGAGUCUGCAGGGGAGGUUUGCUGGGACCCAGGCCCCACUCUGCCAGUGGAAUGUCAGCCGCACUGGAUCUGAAAUCGAAGGAGGAGAAGGAUGCUGAGCUGGACAAGAGGAUCGAGGCUCUUCGGCGGAAGAAUGAGGCCCUCAUCCGGCGCUACCAGGAGAUUGAGGAGGAUCGGAAGAAAGCUGAACUGGAGGGAGUAGCAGUGACAGGUCCCCGGAAGGGCCGCUCGGUGGAGAAGGAGAAUGUGGCAGUGGAGAAGAACCUGGGUCCUUCCCGGAGGUCUCCAGGGACCCCUCGGCCUCCAGGGGUCAGCAAGGGAGGCCGGACCCCCCCUCAGCACGGAGGCCGGGCAGGCAUGGGCCGGACAUCCCGCGGCUGGGAAGACAGUCCCGGGGAGCAGCCUCGGGGAGGCGCUGGGGGCCGCGGCCGGAGGGGUCGGGGCAGGGGGUCCCCUCAUCUCUCUGGAGGUGGCGAUGGCUCGAUUGCCGACCGCAAAUCCAAGGAGUGGGAGGAGCGGCGGAAGCAGAACAUCGAGAAGAUGAACGAGGAGAUGGAGAAGAUUGCAGAGUACGAGCGCAACCAGCGGGAAGGCGUGCUGGAGCCCAACCCGGUGCGGAACUUCUUGGACGACCCCCGGCGACGCAGUGGGCCCCUGGAGGAGCCUGAGCGGGACCGCCGGGAAGGCAGCCGCCGGCACGGGCGCAACUGGGGGGGCCCUGACUUCGAGCGGGUGCGCUACGGCCUCGAGCAGGAGCGGCAGGGCCGCCGGGCCGGCCUGGGUGGCGCCGGGGACAUGACGCUCUCCAUGACCGGCCGAGAGCGGUCCGAGUACCUGCGCUGGAAGCAAGAGCGGGAGAAGAUCGACCAGGAGCGGCUGCAGAGGCACCGCAAGCCCACCGGCCAGUGGCGGCGGGAGUGGGACGCUGAGAAGACGGAUGGCAUGUUCAAGGAUGGCCCCACCGUGGCCCUGGAACCAUCCCACCGCUAUGAUGACCAGGCUUGGGCCCGGCCCCCCAAGCCCCCCACUUUCAGGGAGUUCCUGUCCCAGCACAAAACUGAGGUCAGCCGCAGAAAGAAGAAGAGCAGCCGACCCCAGCCUAAGGCAGCGCCCCGUGCCUACAGUGACCACGAUGACCGCUGGGAGACGAAGGAGGCCGUGUCCGCAGCUCCUGAGCCCCCGCAACCUGCUCUCCCCAAGGAAGCGCCCGCGCAGCUGCCUGAGACCCUGGCCCCUGCCCAUCGGCCUCCUGAGGAUGAGGGCGAGGAGGGCGAGGAUGAGGGGGAGGAUGGGGAGGAUGAGGAGUGGGAAGACGUGAGUGAGGAUGACGAGGAGGAGGAGAUCGAGGAAGAAGAGGAGGCCGAUGAUGAGGAAGAAGAACCAGCCGGAGAUCACCAACACCAGGAGGCUGAGCCCAGUGGGGGCCCCAGCGGGAGCCCCACCAGGGAACACAGUGACAAAGAGCCCGCCAGGCCAGAAAAGCCCCUGCCGCUCCCCCAGGCCCCUGCCACACCUUCCAGCCCCUUCUCGCCCCCCGGGGGCCACCACCCUGUGUCCGACUGGGGUGAAGAGAUGGAGCUGAAUUCUCCCCGGACCGCCCACCCGGCAGAUGCUGUCUCUCCGGGAGGUGACCAGCCAGCCCCUGCCUCCUUGGAGAGUGGGCCCAGCGCCCCAGGAACCCAGAAAGCUGAAGAGGAGGGGUCUGAGGCAGCUCCAGAGGCGGACCCCGAGGGCCAAGAGACGGCAGAGACCGCCGACUUCCAGAGGGCCUCCCCGAAUUCCUGAAGACGCUGCUGGGAGGGGACUGACGCUUCCCCGCCUUGAUGGGGAGGGGGCGGCAGGAGGGGCUUAGUCUGGAUCUCCGAGCUGUGCUCUGUCUUCCCCGGAGCCCACUUUGGACCCCAUGGCUUUAGAGAG
Messenger RNA from Budorcas taxicolor (takin), 2023 nucleotides. RefSeq names its product coiled-coil domain containing 9 (gene CCDC9). Bases 158 to 1891 code for a protein of 577 amino acids. The record is from RefSeq and is a predicted model, not a curated record. NCBI's taxonomy places the organism in Eukaryota, Metazoa, Chordata, Mammalia, Artiodactyla, Bovidae. The transcript is spliced from 15 exons.